This is a messenger RNA of Anolis carolinensis (green anole), 7337 nucleotides long. RefSeq names its product mycocerosic acid synthase-like polyketide synthase. NCBI's taxonomy places the organism in Eukaryota, Metazoa, Chordata, Lepidosauria, Squamata, Anolidae. Gene Ontology annotation, molecular function: acyltransferase activity. The transcript has 6 exons. The coding region runs from base 1 to 6267 and encodes 2088 amino acids. The record is from RefSeq and is a predicted model, not a curated record.
AUGUGCUAUCAUCAAGGCGAAGGACUUGACAGUUAUUGGACAGUGCUGGAAAAUGGCAGAAACUGUACAACAGAAAUACCUCCAGAAAGAUUUAACAUUAGCGAGUGGUAUGAGCCAGAUAAUUACAAGCCAAAUAAAAUAUGUACAACUCGUGCUGCUCUUCUUGAUGAAUUUAAUGCAUUUGACCAUCAGUUGUUUGGCAUCAACAAAGAGGAAGCUGAACACAUUGAUCCCCAGCAAAAGCUGCUCCUAGAAUGUACCUACAGAGCAUUGGAAGAUGCAGGAGUCACAAGAGAAAACAUCAGUGACACCAAAACAGGAGUUUUUGUUGGUCUAAUGAAUCGAGACUAUGAGUCCAUUGCCAGCAGGGCAGUUGGGAAAACAACCCAUUACAAUGGCACAGGGACAGCAUCAAGCACAGCAGCCAACCGAAUUUCACACACUUUUAAUUUGAAGGGACCAUCACUUGACAUUGAUACGGGGCACUCCUCAUUCCUUUCGGCUUUACAUCUCGGCUACAAAGCCAUAAAACAAGGAGACUGUGAAGCUGCUCUUUGUGGAGGGGUGAAUUGCAUCAUAGAUCCUUGGAAGUUUGCCUCUCUCAGUAAAGCAAAAAUGUUAUCUCCUGAUGGAAUCACUAAACCAUUCUCCAAGAAGGCAACUGGAUAUGGAAGAGGAGAAGGAUGUGGUGUUCUCUUGUUGAAGCCACUGAUGAAGGCACAGGAAGAUUUAAACAAAAUAUGGGGUGUCCUCAGCAUCACUGCAGUCAGCCAGAAUGGAAAACCAGUCACCAAACUGCCUCAAGUAGAACAAGAAAAGUUAUUGCUCAGCAUUUAUCCAGCACAAAUCAACCCAUCAGUAGUUCAAUACAUUGAAACGCACAGCAUAGGAAACCCUGCUCAAGACACUGCAGAAGCAGAGAGCUUAGGAAAUAUCAUUGGAACGAAGAGGCUUUCUAACUUGCCCCUUCUCAAGAUUGGUUCAGUUAUGGGAAAUAUUGGACACACAGAAUCCGCCGCUGGAGCAGCCGGUUUAAUCAAAGUACUUCUCAUGAUGCACCAUGGAAAGAUUGUUCCAUCUUUGCACUUUUCAGAAAGCAAUAGCAGCAUAAACACAAAGAAAUUAAAUCUCUUGAUUCCAACUACAGUGGAAAAAUGGGAUGAAUCUAGUGAAUUUGGCAGAGUUGCUGGAAUCAACUGUUUUGGAUAUGAAGGGAACAAUAUCCACGCCGUUGUCAGACAGGUUAGACAAAGCAGCGUUCCUAUUCCAGUCAAAAGGCCUGUUGAAUUAUUUAUCAUUUCUGCAGUCUCAGGUUGCUCUCUCAGACAGACAAUGGAAGACACAGCUAGGUAUGUUAAAAGAAAUGACUCAAUAAACUUGCAAAAUCUGGCCUAUACAUCUGCAUGUAGAAGAAGCCACAUAAACUAUAAUUAUAGAAGAGCCUUUCUGGUGUCUUCUCUGCAACAGCUACAACAAAAGCUUAUAUCUGCAGCUACAAUUGAAGUAUCUCCAUCUAAGAAACCACCACAAUUAAUUUUUGUGUUCUCUGGUAAUGAGUUGAAUUUUAAAGGGAUAUGCAAAAUUCUGCUGAAAUCUGAGCCCAUCUUUAGAGACAAAUGUGCUGAAAUUAAGAAGGCAUUUCAACAGCUUUCACCUACUAAAAUUUUGGAAUUAACAGAAACUGAGAAUGAGAAUUUGUCCAAACCUGAGAUUGUCCAGCCAUUAAUCUUCACAUUGCAGGUAGCUUUGGUUACCCUUCUGCAAUACUGGGGAAUAAAGCCAAUUGCAACUGUUGGGCAUUCAGUUGGCGAAGUGGCUGCUGCCCAUUGUGCCGGCUUGAUUUCCCUGGAAGAUGCUGUCAAAGUCAUCCAUCACAGGAGCAGGCUACAGGCUAAGGUCAUUGGGGGUAAAAUGCUAGUUGUUGGGAAUAUCCCUGUCCAUGAAGUAUCAGAAGCACUUGGCGCAUACUCUGGCAAAGUCUGCAUAGCAGCAUUUAACAGCCCUCAAUCUUGCACCUUGUCAGGAGAUGCUGAUGCCAUUUAUGGCCUUCAGAAGCAUCUAGCUGAGCACUUUAGCACAAGAAACAUAUUUCUUCAUGUCUUAAAUGUUCCAGCUGCAUAUCACAGCCACAUGAUGGAUCCAAUACUGACAGAGCUGGCAGCAAGUCUGUCAGAUUUAAAGAAAAGGAAUCCAGAAAUUGACUUGAUUUCAUCCACAACAGGGAAGUUUGCUUCAGAUGGUGAUUUUGUCACUGGCAGCUACUGGGCCAGACAGGCUCGAGAAGCUGUUUGUUUUGCAGAGGCCAUCGUGACAUCAGCAAAGGACAAGGACAAUAUUGCAUUUGUAGAGAUAGGAUCCCCGGGAGAGCUGAAGACAUACAUCACUGAAACCUUAGGAGCACACCCCAAAGUUUUCAAUUUAAUGCAGACUGACAGAGAAUACAUGGCUCUUCUUAAUAUGGCAAAAGAUUUGUUUGAACUGGGAUUCAAUGUUGAUUGGCAGCAUUUUUAUGAAGGGUAUCAAAGUAUACCAGCAGCCUAUCCCAGAUAUCAAUUUGAACAUAAAAGGCUCACGUCACAUCACAACAUCAGCCGGCCAACAAGUAAUAAAGAUGGAUGCUCAAGUCAUUCUUUGAUUUUCAGAACAAAUGAGGGAAGCUCAGAAUUCAUCUGUACUAUCUCUGAAGUCCUCACUCCAUAUUUAUAUGAGCAUAAGAAUCACAAUGUUGCUUUAAUUGCUGAGGCGUUCUUUGCGGAACUAGCUUUGGCUGCUGUGAUGACUAGAUCAAGACCAAAAGUGCCCUUACGUUUUUGCCAAAUGAAUAUAAUGUUUACACAACCAUAUAUUUUAAAUGAAAAUUCCCAUGUCUUGAAGAUAACAGUGGAGUCACAAGAAAGAUUAUCUGAUUUCCAGAUACUCUCUGGAUCAACCAAUGUGGUUUAUGUAUCAGGCCAGGUUACUAAGUAUCCCGAAACACCACUUGAAGAAAAGAUAAUUUCUUUCAAAGACAUUUUUCACAGAUGUAAGUCUGUUAUUGAAGAAAGUGAAGUUUAUGAAGCUCUGGCACAACUGGGAUUUGACCAUAGUCUUACCUCUAGGCAGCUACCUGAUAUAUUUUACUGUGAAGAUCUGAAAGAAGCUAUAACAACUUUAAAGGUGAACCAACAAAUAGCAGUGGAAAUGCAUAAGUAUUAUAUCCACCCACUACUCCUGGAUUGUUUCUUUCAGAUGGCGGUAGUGCUGGCUAAAGUUACACACAAGAACAAAAUAGGCUUCCUUUCCAGCAUAAACAGUCUCAUAGUUGGUCAAUCUCUGCAAGAAGAAAUGAUGGUGUAUGUAAAAUUAAGCAAGUCCACUGAUAACUACUUACAGUUUUGUGGAUGCUUUAUAGACAAGCAUGGAUCUGUUUUGGCAGAAUUGACAGGUGUUCAAAUCACUUUUGUAAAAGAAACUCCAAAGAAUGAAAAUGAAUUUUUGUUUGAAACUAGAUGGAAAGAGAUCACCUCUGAGCAAACAAUGCAAAAUCUACCAAAGGCGCCUAGAGUUGUAGUGUUUGCUGAUAAAUCGGGAAUAACCCAGCAGCUCAAGAAUUACUUACACAGUGAGUCUAGAUUUGUCCCUUUUCAUGAAUGGGACAAAAUGUUAGUAGGCAAGAGAUCGGAUGUGAAUGCACAGAAUAAGAUAAAUCUAGAGCUGCAAGGAUAUCAAGAUGUUCUAUUCAUGUGGGGUAUCCAAAAACUGAAUGAAUCUUUACCAGAAAAAGUGGUGAAAUACUCAGUGAGGUGUUGUGAAGCAUUUCGCCAGGUUGUUAUUGCAUUAAGAGAGAAGAAGUCCAAUUGCUCCGUUACAAUAAUUACUUACAGGACCUCAGAAGGGAAAGUAGAUCACAUCAAUCCUGGUUUUGCAUUGUAUGGCAUGACUCGAGCUUGCAUGUCCGAAGUCCCUGAAAUUUCAUUUCAGAUUAUUGACAUCAGUUCUACACACACAGUAGACAUCUCAGCUUUAGCAGAUGUUUUGGUAAAAUAUAAAGCACAGGAUUAUCCAGAAAUCUGGAUCGAUGAAGGAAGGAUUUACACUUCUGAAAUGGGACGCACACAGAUUGAAGCUGCGGCCUUCAGUACACCUUCCUACCCGCUUCAGGAUUCUGAACGGUGCAUUCUGUUCACAGCAAAUCCAUAUGACGUGAAGGAUCUCUCAGCAAAAGUGACCAGCUCACAGAUCCAGCUUGAUAAGCACAGUGUUGAGGUUCAAAUUCAAAAAAUAAGUAUCCACUCAGAAGACUAUUUUCCUGUUAGUGUGUCAAGUUGUGAGUUUGGGAAAACCUUGUACUGGAAUUCACAUACAACAGAUACACACAAAUUAUUAGCACUAGAUAUUAGUGGCAUUGUAACUGCAACGGGUGUAGAAGUGAAAAAGAUAAAAGUAGGGGAUCACAUUACUUCGUGUUAUCCAGUUUCUGCAGCAUCAAGGAUUAAUAUUCCAGAAACCAUUUGUUUCAAUACCCAAAAAUUUCCAUUUUUUAGAAGCGUGCCCUGUAUAUCAUUCUUCAGGAUUGCAAAUGUUGUGUUGCAUCAAAGGUUGCCAAUACCAAAACAUGGUGAAUUAUUGGGUAUUAUUUCCAUUGAACCAGACUCAGUUUUGUGCAAAGUGCUUACUUUUAUAGCGCAAGAAUUAGGAUGGAAAACAGUCAUUACAAACCACGUGACUGGUGUCUGGCAACGUGUUAAUCAAUGCUCUGCUCUCAUUUUCCUGCCUCCGCUAAAUGGAAUAUUUCAAGAAGCCCUAACUUGUCUUUUCCAUCUCAAAGACAUUGUACUUGUUUAUGGUAACAAACAGCCAGAGUGCGUAAAGAAUCUGAUUGGAACGGAUCACGAAAAUAUCCAGAUCCAUACUGUUAAUCUUACCCAUAUUUUUCAAAAAGCAUCCCUGUUGCGAUCUCAGAAGGAGAUCUACUGCUGGCUUAAAUCAAUGAAUAUGAAACCAUUAAAGCAGCUGCCAUUUUCCCUUUUUCAGCAAGGAGGUGAGAGGUCAGAGAAUACGGCAUCUUAUUUCAACUGCAAAAGCGUCCCAGUUGCAGUGCUGACAAGUGAUGAGGUAAACAGUAAGAUCUCAGACAUCACUAUGCUUGAAACGGACAGACGAUUAUUUAAGCAGAAUGCCAUUUAUAUCAUUACAGGUGGACUCACUGGGCUCGGUUUGGAAACCGUAAAAUUUGUAGCACAGAAUGGAGGAGGUAAAAUUGUGAUACUUUCACGAAGAAAUCCCAGUGCUGAGAUGCAAAAGGAACUAAAUGAUCUCCAAGAUCACUGCAAAUGGAGCAGAAUAGUUAGCCUGCAGUGCAAUGUGGUUUCCAUGUCUGAGGUUGAGAAGGCUAUGAAGUCCAUUGGUAAAAUUUUCCCAAACUCUUCCUUUAAGGGUAUAUUUCAUUGUGCAAUGGUUUUACAUGAUGGGCCUCUUGAAACACUCACCAUGUCUCACUUUGAAGAAGUUUUACAUCCAAAGGUAGCUGGGGCAAUCAAUCUUCAUCGUGCCACACAAGGGCAGGAGCUUGACCAUUUUGUCUGCUACUCCUCUUUUUGGUCAUUUUUUGGAAGUGCAACUCAAUCAAACUAUGCAGCUGCCAAUUCCUUUUUGGAUUUGUUUUGCCAUUAUCGGAGAAACAGUGGUCUUGCAGGACAAUCCAUUAACUGGGGUGCUUUAAAUCUUGGAACUGUGCAAACUCAGCACCAGAGUCAAAGCAAUGCACUACAUACUAAAGGUUUAGAGGAUCUACAAGCGAAUGAUAUCCAUGAGUAUCUUAGAAAAACCUUAAUUCUAAACAAGACUCAGCAAGCUGUAGUAAAACUUGAUUUUCAAACAUUAGCCUGUCAUGUUUUAUCUGAAAAUCAGUCACUGAAAAGUCGCUUUUAUAAUCUUGUUUCUAAAGAAUUGGGUAGUAGUAAUUCUGAAUUCCCUGAGAGAGCUGCAUCCCAGAAUCUGCCUCUAGAUGGACCUGUUGAUUAUAUUGUCUUGCUUCUGAAAACCCUGGUUGGCACAAUUCCUGGUGAUCUAUCAUUGCACACACCACUUUCAUCACUAGGAAUUGAUUCUGCAUUGGCCCCUGAGCUACGGAAUCGUAUCUUUGUGGACAGAAGAGUCGAAAUAUCUCUUGCAACAUUACUCGAUCCCCGUUCAACUGUUGCAACUUUAAUAUUAAACUUGAAAGAACAGUUCAACACAGCAGAUUCUCAUGCAGCUGAAGGUACUGAUUCUGGAAGCUGGUUGUAGGAACAAUUUUCCUUCUAAGAUUUCAAAUUUCCUAGUAUUUUGCAAAUUAUUUCAUUUUAGAAAUAGUUUGCCAUGGAAGAUAGUUCUUCAGUUGUAAACAAAUCUGUCUGCAGGACAAGAUCUAGUGAUCUCUAAUGUGACUGGACAAGGAAAAUGUAUAGAAAUCUUUUACCAUUGUGUCCAUUAGUGAAGGCUAGUAAAGAAGUCUCUAAUUGGACAGAUAGAAGCUGGAGGUACCAUUGUGACCUCAAAUGCCAGCCUCUCAUGUAUCAAGAUAGGCCGGGCUGUGGUGCAGGCUGGUUAGCAGCCAGCUACAACAAAUCACUCUGACCAAGAGGUCAUGAGUUCGAGGCCAUCCCGUGCCUGCGUCUGUCUCUGUCUCUGUUCUAUGUUAUGGCAUUGAAUGUUUGCCUUAUAUGUGUGCGAUGUGAUAGGCCCUGCAUCCCCUUCAGGGUGAGAAGGGUGGAAUAUAAAUACUGUCAAUAAAUAAAUAAGAAAGAUAGUUGCUCUUAAUAGCUUUGUUCCUAGGGUUGCUGGUAAGAAAUGACAGUAAUGAUGAUGGUAUUUCUUAACAUUGUGAUUUUCAGUGUUUGCUGAAACAUUCGGAUUAUAAUGCCCAUGGAUAAUAGUUAUUUUCCUUGCAUGCUGGUGUUUGCUCCACAGAGAAAAGCAGGAGAUAUACAGGCAGCCCCCAAGGUUCUGCAGCCUUAUUCUUAAGUUGAAUUUGUACACAAGUCAAAACAAGUAAAUUUUAAAAGUGUAGCUGUAGCCAGAUAGCUAGCUAGAUAUAAGCUUUGGAUUGCAUCGGGGUUAACACUGUGUUUCUUUUGCGUCUGUGCCCGUUCAGAAGAUUUCACUUCACUUUCUACCCCUGUGAUAAUUUAUGCCCUGUCUGCAUUGUAAUAUAAUGGGCCCCAAGGAGAAAAUAUAAGUGUGUGUAUAUAUAUGUGUGUGUGUGUACUUAUUUUCCCUUCAUCUUUUUGUUUAGUUAGGUUGGCUUACCACUGAUCAAUCAGCGUCUUUGGAAUCAUGCAAACAUUCCUGAUUUAUGUGGUUCUCAACUUGUGGGU